This is a messenger RNA of Heterobilharzia americana, 1782 nucleotides long. The record is from the annotation of a GenBank genome assembly. Lineage: Eukaryota; Metazoa; Platyhelminthes; Trematoda; Strigeidida; Schistosomatidae.
AUGCUCGCUUUCAGUACAGUAUUUGUUUGUAUGCAGUUAUUCACUUUGUUGCAAGAUAUAACGAAUAUGGAUGUGAAUUUAAGUCAUGAAAGAGUUAGAAAUAUCGAAGAAGGCUCUGAUAAGUCAGAAAAUGCAUAUUCACAGAUUAAUGAUGAAAACCAGAUACUAAUUGAUUCUCAAAUGCAUACUAAUAGUAUUUUGAGUAGUUAUUUUACAAAAGAAAUCACACCUGAAGAUCCAUUUGAAUCAGUCUGUGAACUGAGUCCCACUGAACAACUGAUAAAAGAGCCUGAAUCAACUGAAAAACCUGUUGUGUCGAUACAGACUCAACCAGAGGCUAAUGCAGACAUUGCUAGUUUGAAUCGCUUGAGACAUCGAGAUGCUUGGUUGCCUUCUGAAUCUACUAGAAGUCUAUUGAUGAAUCGAAAUUCAAAUCUCAAGUCAAUUGAAAUAAGACCCAUUCUGAUGGGGAAAGACUAUGAAGUUGAAGAUGGCAGUAAUACUACUUCUUCACUUGAUCCAUUCUACCAUCUACUAGUUCAGUAUUCAAGUGAAGAACCGGGUAUUAAUGCAAUUCGAAGGCCUCCAUCUAUUGAACAAGUAGAUCAAAGUGUUGAUGGUUUGAAAGAAUUGAUUGCUAAUGGAUGGUAUACUUGUGCUUUAAAUCUUACCUAUCGUAUUCUCUCGAAUUUGGGCUUUCAAGAAGGAAAAAGUGGUUCAGUACUGACUCCAUAUACUGCUCAGAUUUGGCUUACUCGAUUAGCCUUACUGGUUCGUACACGGAAUUAUGAGUUGGCUGAACGUGAGCUCGCCACAUUUCAAAAUAUGGAUGCACCAAAUGUUUAUUUUGAGUAUACUCCUGAACUAUAUCCGGGACGAACAGGUUCUAUUAUCCCAUUUUCUUUGAGACUACUUCAUGCUGAGUUACCGUUUCACCUUAAUCGUUCUACAGAAGCACUGGAUCGUCUAUAUUAUUUACUAGCUAUUAUUGGUAGAAUUCGAAGUAAUCUAGAGAAAGGUUUUAAAGAAGAUGGUUUAACAAAUGAAUCAGAUCCUGCUUAUCGACAAACUUCAUUGAAUUUAUGGAAGAGUCGAGAGAUUCGUGUACUAUCUAGUUGUCUAUCAAUUUUUCUACAGAAAUUCGACCAUCAAUCAGCAAUUCAAAUUGUACAUCAAAUUUCUGGUUUAUGUUGUGAUAAUCAAGUUGCACUGAGAGGAUUUUGUGCUAUUCUAGGUCGAAUUUAUUUACAGUUUGGUGAUUUAGAGACAGCUAAAGCAUAUUUUGACAAAUCAUUGCCCAGUGCAGAUGUAUCGUUGAAUGAUAAUCCUCAAGUGUUAAUACGAAAGUGUUUUCAAAAUGCUCUGUUAUGUAUUGGUAAAGGUGAAUAUCAAGAAGCCAGAAAACUAUUCCAAGAAGUUUUAAGUUUAGAUCCUACAAAUGUGACUGCAGCCAAUAAUUUAGCCAUCUGUGGUUUAUACCUUGGACAGUUAACUGAAUCAAUUGGAGCUUUGGAGAAGUUAACAACAGUCGGACUAACUGGACAGUUAUUGCCUAAUCCUCUUGAUAAUAUCUCUUCAACAGGAUCAUCUACAUCUUUUCUACUUAAUACACAAUGUCGUCGAUUUUGUCUACACGAUGUAAUGAUAUCGAAUCUCACUGCACUGUAUGAAGUUGAAUCUGAUUCUGCAACUGUAAAAAAAGUGAACCUGUUAAAAAAGUUGAUUAAAAUACCUGGUGAACCGGUGCAUGUGUCAUCAUUUAAAUUACCUGUUAAACAAUAA